AUGUUCCAAUCCACGCACAACCGUCCCUACCACAACGGCCUCCUCUCCUUAUUCCUCCUCUGUCACUCUUUUACUGCACUUGCCUCCCCGCCCAGCCGUGCCUCAGUCCCAGUCUAUUCUCCUUCUCCGCCAGUGUAUUCCGCCAACUUCCUCGAACUUGGCACCAACAAGCCAUCUCCCCCGGUUGCUGCAGCAGAGGCGCUACCGACGACGCAGGGACCAAUGCCAGUGAUGCUACCGACCAACGGCGCGGCGACCGGAGCCCUCGUCCCCUCGGCGCCCUUCCCAGAGGAACCGGCUACGAUGGAAGAAUCAGCCCUCUCCAACCUGCGCGAAGUCGUCUCGCCCACUGCCUCCGAGCAGCAAGAUCAAGCGUGGGGCGCGACGAGGACCGAAGGCGUUAACAGCUUCAUCCGGCAGCAACCAACCUACACCCCCGAAGUGGAUGGUGGUCAGGAGUGCCCAGUCACAGAAUGCAAGGAUUACAUGAAUAUGUCUUGCUUCAGCAGAUAUGGCGGGUAA
Lasiodiplodia theobromae is the source of this 522-nucleotide messenger RNA. Its product is annotated as Ribosomal protein L27. NCBI's taxonomy places the organism in Eukaryota, Fungi, Ascomycota, Dothideomycetes, Botryosphaeriales, Botryosphaeriaceae. The record is from RefSeq and is a predicted model, not a curated record. The transcript has a single exon. The coding region runs from base 1 to 522 and encodes 173 amino acids.